GUUGGAGUGGGGAUUCGGGAGCGCUGUAUCGUCUCACUCUCACGGGCGCGUUGCCUCGCCUUUUGUUUAAUCAAACUCGUGUAUUUAUCCUUCCCCCCCCAUUUUACGCGGAUACACGUUUGAAGGAAAAAAACGUUUAUGGUCCUGGCUGAAGAUUUCACGAUGUCUCGCACCGACGAGGUUCACCGCAUGACGGAAAAUGUCUAUAAGACUAUCAUGGAGCAGUUCAACCCCUGCUUACGGAACUUCGUUGCCAUGGGGAAGAACUAUGAGAAGGCCCUUGCCAAUGUGACAUUUGCUGCCAAAGGCUACUUUGAUGCUCUGGUCAGAAUGGGUGAACUGGCCAGUGAGAGUCAAGGAUCCAAAGACUUGGUAACAAGUCACGUGUCCUGGGAUGUGCUGUUCCAGAUGGCUGAAGUCCACCGACAGAUCCAAGUGCAGCUAGAGGAGAUGUUGAAAUCCUUCCACAACGAGCUCCUCUCCGAGCUGGAGAAGAAGGUGGACCUGGAUUCUCGUUAUCUGACUGCUGCCCUGAAGAAAUACCAGUUGGAACACAAGACCAAAGGGGAGAGUCUGGAGAAGUGCCAGGCUGAAUUGAAGAAGCUGCGCAGGAAGAGCCAGGGAAGCAAGAACCCCUCCAAGUACGGAGAGAAGGAGAUGCAGUUCGUGGAGACCAUCAGCAGCAAGCAGACUGAGCUGGACACCUUCAUCGCCGAGGGAUACAAGACAGCCUUGUCUGAGGAGCGCCGCAGGUACUGCUUCCUGGUGGACCGCCAGUGCGCCGUGGCCAAGAACAGCAGCGCCUACCAUGGCAAGGGUAAAGACCUUCUGACCCAGAAGAUCCCAGUGUGGCAACAGGCUUGCGCAGACCCCAACAAGCUGCCAGAGAGGGCCAUGCUCCUGGCCCAGCAGAUGGGCUCUGCAGGCCUUGGGGGCACUAGCCCCCUGCAUACUUCCAAAUCCAACUUGGUCAUCUCAGACCCUAUCCCCGGGGCCCAGCCUCUUCCUGUGCCCCCGGAGCUGGCUGUUUUCAUGGGCAGUGGCCUGGGACACCCAGCGAGGCUGAUGGGCCCCGAUGGUCUGUCCAUGGUAAAUGGGACAACAGGACCCCACGGGGAGGAGUAUUGGACGGAUGGAGGGACUAUAUCCGUGUCCCAAGUCAGGCCUUCAUCCCCUCAGACCCAGGCACAGGCCCAGUCUCAGGCUCAGCCCCAGAGACAGGUCAGCGAUGUCUACUCCAACACCCUUCCUGUCCGUAGGCCUGCUCCCGCCAAGAAUAAGAACCCCGUUGGAGAGACACGGACCCUGCCCAGGUCCAGUUCCAUGGCAGCGGGACUGGAAAAGAACGGGCGCGCUCGCGUCCAGGCUAUCUUCUCCCACGCUGCAGGUGACAACGGCACCCUGCUCAGUUUCUCUGAGGGAGAUGUAAUCACCCUGCUAGUGCCCGAGGCCCGAGAUGGCUGGCACUAUGGGGAGAAUGAGAAGAACAAGAUGCGUGGCUGGUUCCCAUUCUCCUACACGCGUGUGCUGCCUGAAAGCGACAGUGAGAAGCUCAAAGUGAACCUGCACCAUGGGAAAAGUAGCAGCACAGGGAACUUGUUGGAGAGUGAUGCAUCAGUGCCCAUACCUGACUAUGGCCUGACUGCCCGACUGCUGGCACAGAGCCUAGCACAGACCCGCCCACGCCCCUACAGCAUGGCAGGCUUUGGCACACAGCCUGCUAUUGAGGAUUAUGACGGCCGCUUUGCCACAAGUGACAGUCCUGAUGGCAAAUUGAUUUCGACUGUGUGAGAACAGACAUACAGACAGACACAGACAGCUCCGGAUAGCACAGGGGCCUCUUCCUCCCCAUCUUUCCCUCCUCUUAGCCUCCCUCCUGUCCACUUAUCUCCACCUCUCCUCCUCUGCCUCCACACACACCCCUUCUCCAAGUGGAAGAGGCCAGUUUCAUCCCUCCUUUCUGUCCUCUCUUCCUCCUCGGGUCCCUCCUUUCCUCCUUCCGUCCAUCCCGGGGGCUGCUGCUGCUGGUGUUGGUGUGGACAGUAGCGGUUGGUGGGUGGAGGAUUGCGUUGAGCGAGACAGCCAGAGCGGGGCCUACCUGCUCGGCAUGCAGCGAUAUGGACUCUGAAUACUCUAUCUCUGAUCACAGUCCACCAUCACGGACCGAUCUCUCAAGAGACUGCCUUUGCUACUGCUCGUCUUUCAUGCAUGUACAUGGUUGUGUCAUUUUGUCAAACUAAAGGACAUGUUCAUGUACUGUACAAGUGCCAAAAGACUUCAAUGUCAUUUUACUAAAUCCACUGGCUGAAUGGCCUUUUUAAGCACACGUGGGCCCAGUAUUAUCGAGUUCCCACACAACACACAUAUGCUAAAAAAAAUAAAUAAAAAGCUUUUUUCAAAGUAAGGCUGUGCAGCAGAAUACUAUGUUUCUGUUCUGAGAGAUCCCGUAGGUCGCGCUGUGCUUCCUGGUGUCAGUGCUAGACUUGAUUUUCUGUCCAGAGGGUGUGUGUCAUAUUUGCCUUACUUUGCUUCUUUUUCUUUCUUAUUAAACACGUACUUUAUGUGCAAUGAAGCAAAUUUUCCAGCUGAGCUUCAAGAAUAUACAAUAUAUAUGUACAUAUAUUUUUAUAUGUAUACAUAUAUAUACAUAUAUAUAUAUAUAGCUAUACAAAAUUGUCAGUCAACCAAAUUGCACUGUAUUACGAUCAUUGCAAAAAGGUUAAAAUCCUAUAUAUUUUCAAUUACAUUUUCGUCCCUUAGCCCCACAUUUCAUGCCAUUCUUGGCCGAGUUUACCGCCAGAAUGUCGUUAAAAAUAAAUAAGAAAUGCCUCACUCAAAUAACUUUCAGUUUGGUCUUUUAUUCUGAAGCUACAGUGAGUUUGGAAGGUCUUUUAUCUUCUGUCGAGUAUCCUCCUUAACAGCUGUGAAUUAGUUUUAAGGUUAAAUGACAACCACGGCUUUUGCGGCUCUGUGUUUAUUUAUGAUUGUAUUCCCUGAGUGGCUAUGUAGUUUUUGUUUUUUUUUGGUCUUUUUCUUUUUAAAAAGUAUUGUCCUUGUACAAAAAAACAAAAAUAUUUCCAGAAACAAUGAGAAACUACUGAUUAGUUGAAGUGUUUAUCUUAUGCAUGCUGUGGAGGGAAACAAGAAAAUGUGAUACUAAAAUUGACCUUGAAUGUAUGGUGACUUUUUACAAAGGUAUUCUAAAUAAAACAUAUCUAUAUAUAUUAAUAAACA
This is a messenger RNA of Cottoperca gobio, 3234 nucleotides long. Its product is annotated as brain-specific angiogenesis inhibitor 1-associated protein 2-like. Gene Ontology annotation, biological process: plasma membrane organization; actin filament bundle assembly; positive regulation of actin filament polymerization. The transcript is spliced from 15 exons. The record is from RefSeq and is a predicted model, not a curated record. The coding region runs from base 139 to 1791 and encodes 550 amino acids. NCBI's taxonomy places the organism in Eukaryota, Metazoa, Chordata, Actinopteri, Perciformes, Bovichtidae. Gene Ontology annotation, cellular component: nucleoplasm; cytosol. Gene Ontology annotation, molecular function: protein binding; cytoskeletal adaptor activity.